Molecule: messenger RNA, 837 nt
Organism: Racocetra fulgida
Lineage: Eukaryota; Fungi; Glomeromycota; Glomeromycetes; Diversisporales; Gigasporaceae
Source: the annotation of a GenBank genome assembly
AUGCGUCGUUAUAAUUGUUUUUAUGUUUCCUUGGUACAAUUGGUUACUGAUAAAGGAGUUAGCACUGCAGUCGGCAAUGGUGAUGCAGCUGUGACUGUGGGUGAAUUUGGCGUUAAGGAAACAUAUAGAGCUCUUGAAUUAUUAAAUUUACCUGAAGAUGAACCAGCUUAUUUGCUUGAUAUUGGAUGCGGAUCAGGUUUAAGUGGUGAAAUUUUAGAUGAAGAAGGUCAUAUGUGGGUAGGAAUGGAUAUUUCCCCUGCUAUGUUACCAGAGAUUGCAUUAGAUCGUGAGGUUGAAGGUGAUUUGUUCUUACAAGAUGUUGGUCACGGAAUGGGAUUUCGUCCUGGUACAUUUGACGAUCAUAGUUCACACAAUCCUAAAUCUCGUCUCACACGAUUUUUCUCAACUCUUUAUUCGUCACUACGCCGGGGUGCUAAAGCAGUAUUUCAAUUUUAUCCAGAAAAUGAUGAUCAAUGUGAAUUAUUAAUGAAUACAGCAAUGAGAUGUGGCUUUGAAGGUGGUCUGGUAAUUGAUUAUCCCAACAGUAAAAAAGCGAAAAAGUAUUUUCUUUGUUUAUUUGCCGGACAAAUUCCUACAGAAGAUGGUAAACCAAAAAUGCCAAAGGCUUUGGGAGAAGAUGGAGAGGAUGAACCAAAUGUUGUAGCUUAUUCGAGUCAGAGAACUCAAGAGCGUCAAAAAACGAAAGGGAAACAACGCAAAUCGAUUAAAGAAAAGGAUUGGGUUUUGCAUAAAAAAGAAAUUGCGCGUAUGAGAGGAAAAAAAAAUAUACCGUUGGAUUCAAAAUACACAGCACGAAAAAGGAAACCAAAAUUUUAG